AACCAUGAGCGGGAAACAGCCCUCCACUGUGCUGCUCAGUAUGGACACUCUGAGGUGGUUUCCGUGCUGCUUCAGGAGCUGACUGACCCGACUAUGAGAAACAACCGGCAGGAGACACCUCUGGACCUGGCAGCACUUUAUGGACGUCUGCAGGUGGUACGCAUGUUGGUGAAUGCUCACCCUAACCUCAUGACUAGUCACAUUCGCUUGCACUCUCCGCUUCACUUGGCUGCACGCAACGGACACCAUAGCACCGUCCAGACUCUUCUUGAGGCCGGCAUGGACGUCAAUUCUGUGACUGAGAAUGGCAGUGCCCUCCAUGAGGCGGCUCUCUUUGGGAAGAUGGAUGUGGUUCGUCUUCUGCUGGACUCCGGAAUCGACACUAAUCUGAGAGACAGUCAGGGGAGAACAGCUCUGGAGAUUCUGAAAGAACACUCUGCUCCUAAAUCACAACAAAUAACUGCUGUUAUUCAAGAAUAUAUGAUGGACGAGAUGGACAAGCAGAGUUUUGUAGAGCCUGUUCGAAAGGGUCCCGUUCCAGCACCUCGAACGUCUGUCCCCUCGCCAUCUGCUUCCCCCUCCCUCAGACACAAGAAUGAUGCUGUGACAAGUGAACUGUCAAAACUGCUCCACGAGAUCAAAAAGUGCCGGGACAGAGACUACUCCUUCGAGGAGUUGUGCCACACCAUCUCCUCCCACUCCAUGGACAGCUUUGGCAGUGGGCGGCUGUCUGAUGAGGAUCGCCCGGAUAGAUCCAAUGGCACUCUGACUCAAAGUAGCAAG
Messenger RNA from Menidia menidia (Atlantic silverside), 783 nucleotides. The record is from the annotation of a GenBank genome assembly. Lineage: Eukaryota; Metazoa; Chordata; Actinopteri; Atheriniformes; Atherinopsidae.